Molecule: messenger RNA, 2130 nt
Organism: Plectropomus leopardus (leopard coralgrouper)
Lineage: Eukaryota; Metazoa; Chordata; Actinopteri; Perciformes; Serranidae
Gene: dohh
Product: deoxyhypusine hydroxylase/monooxygenase
Biological process (GO): peptidyl-hypusine biosynthetic process
Molecular function (GO): deoxyhypusine monooxygenase activity
Source: RefSeq, a predicted model, not a curated record
GAGAAGAAGAAGCAGAAGCGGAAGUCGCUGGACGCCGCAUGCAGCUGCUGUGAGUUGUCAGUCCUGUGGUCCCAGGCUGGAGUUUUGUUGAAUAACACCUGGCUGUAGACCCUGAAGCAGUAUGACCAGUGUGGACCACGUGGCAGCAGUCGGACAGGUUCUGACAGACCCGGGAGUGGACCUGACCCGGCGUUUUAGAGCUUUAUUCACCCUGAGGAACUUGGGAGGUGCUGAAGCUAUCGAAUGGAUCAGUAAGGCCUUCGCCGAUGAGUCAGCUCUGUUGAAGCAUGAGCUGGCUUACUGCCUGGGACAGAUGCAGGACAGACAGGCCAUACCUACGCUGACUGCAGUACUCAAAGAUACACAGCAGGAGCCGAUGGUCAGACAUGAAGCAGGGGAGGCUCUGGGAGCAAUUGGUGAUCCUGCAGUUCUGGACUUACUAAAGGAGUAUAGUCAGGAUCCUGUCAUAGAGGUUGCAGAGACGUGUCAGCUGGCAGUUCGUCGGGUGGAGUGGCUGCAGUCUGGGGGAGAGAAGCAGCUAGACGAUGGAACUACAGAUAAGAACCCAUACUGCUCUGUAGACCCAGCCCCUCCAGCAGUGAGGAAGAGUGUGUCCGAGCUGCGCUCUUUACUUUUGGAUGAGAGUCUGCCCCUUUUUGAACGCUACCGCGCCAUGUUUGCCCUGCGUAAUCUGGGCAAUGAGGAGGCUGUGCUGGCACUGGGAGAAGGCCUGCAGUGCUCCAGCGCUCUGUUCCGUCAUGAGAUCGGCUACGUCCUGGGUCAGAUGCAGCACCCGGCAGCGGUCCCGGCCCUGCGCGCAGCUCUGGAGCGUUCCGGUGAGAGCCCCAUGGUGCGACACGAAGCGGCAGAGGCUCUUGGGUCCAUCGGCAAAGAGGAGUGUCUGGCAGUGCUGCAGAAUUACCGUGAAGACAGAGAACGCGUCGUCAAGGAGAGCUGUGUGGUCGCUCUGGAUAUGCUGGAGUAUGAAAACAGUGAGCAGUUCCAGUAUGCAGACGGACUGGUCAGGCUGCAGGGUUAAAGGUCUACUCUUCCUCUGGAGGUGCUUUCACUCAUAUCUCUUUUUUUCAACACGUUUGCUACUUUUUGACAACUCAGUGCUACAUCAAUAAAACUAUCGGAUCCUCUGGGAUGAAGCUUUAAAGCAUAAAAGAUAUCCAGCACAUAAAAUCAAAAAUGAAACUCUGAAAACCUACACAAAGCAUAGAAGAGGCGGUGAGCUCUCAGCCUUGGGGUGUGUAGGUGUUUCUGUGUAGGUGGACAGGAAGGAGAAGAGUUCUCUGUGUUCUUUCUCCCUUCAACAUAAGACUGCAUAUGUCUUCACUGCAUCUUCACCUUGAUCACAUACUCUGGUCAGCUUUGGACUGAGGGUUGAAAGCCUGAUGGAUUGAAAUGAUGAUGUUGAGGGCUUUUCUGCUGACAGCCUGUUACCUUGUUCUUUCUUAUUACUUUUAUUUGGUUUUAAUCAGAGCCGUAUGUGAUCAAACAGCCUGAUGGAAUGGAUAUGAGACAGCGCUGUAUGGACUUGUUUUAAGUGUAUGGUAUUGGUUCUGAUCCAGGUCCCACUACAUGAUGUCAAGUCAUUUUGUUAUAGCUUCGCAUAACCUGACCUACAUCCACAGUACAGUUUAGCACCGUGCCACCACUGGAGAUAGAUCUGGCUGAAACCAUCAAAAUUGCGCACUAAAGAAAAGAAACACUCAGGGUUGUUUGUUUGUCUUAAAACCAAUCGCAGUUGUCUUGGACAUCGAUGCCCUUGCAAAAAAGUGCCGGAAGAUAGUGCAAGUGGAGUCGAAACAUUUCUGAAAUAGGCGGCUAAUGGCAGGCUUGUAUGCACAGUCUACAUCCUGUGAGACUAAUUCUGUUAUAGUGUAAUAACUGACAUGAGCCAAAGCUCCAUUGGCUUUGUGUUGUGGAGUUACAAUAAAGUAUUGUAGGGAAAGUUAAUUACAAUCUUUCAUCGGCUACAGAGAUUAACAGUGCAAAAUUGUAGCAGAACCACUAUUUUUCAUGCUCCUCUGAUUGCUCAGUUAAUAGAUUGUUUCGUGGUUUCGAUUUGUAUCUUGCAUUCAGGUGUGUCUUGUGUGUAAAAUUAAAAUGAUGCCGUACACA